AACGGCUUUGACAUGCUCUGAAAUUACUUAAAAGCUGUAAAAGUUGGCUUUUCAUAAAUUUCUAUUGAUUUGCCACAAAAUUUCAUCCACGUUUACAGAAUGGCUCACGGAAUCAUUACCGCCGAACAGCUAAUGCAUCAUCGUCACAUCGCGCAGCAGAUUAUAAAUUUUCGAAAGCACUGGAAGGAGAACUAUAGCUGGUAUCCAGAAGCACAGACGCAGCAGUAUUCGCGCUUCAACGACAUCUACAAAGAGAGUAUAGCCAAAUACGGCGAAGAGGAGUUUAAGAAAUAUGCCGUCAUGAAGCGUCUAAGGGGCAUACACACUGCAGUCAUCGACACUCGCAAGAGAGAGGCGGAGCAGAAGAAAUGGUGCUAUCCGAUGAACUACAUGCAAGGCAUUAAGCCCUCGGUUACCACAAAUGGUGAUUAUAGCCUGAUACCGCCGGCUCAUCAUCAUUUCUGUCAAAAACACACACGCUAAGUCUAGGGCCAGUAGACGGCAUCGGAUGCUGCGAUUAAGUAUGGACAUUUUAUUGAACGAAAUAUUUCUGCUCAGAUGAU
Drosophila hydei is the source of this 563-nucleotide messenger RNA. RefSeq lists its product as uncharacterized. The record is from RefSeq and is a predicted model, not a curated record. Lineage: Eukaryota; Metazoa; Arthropoda; Insecta; Diptera; Drosophilidae. The transcript has a single exon. The coding region runs from base 100 to 483 and encodes 127 amino acids.